Messenger RNA from Coffea eugenioides, 2655 nucleotides. RefSeq lists its product as uncharacterized. Gene Ontology annotation, biological process: DNA integration. Lineage: Eukaryota; Viridiplantae; Streptophyta; Magnoliopsida; Gentianales; Rubiaceae. Gene Ontology annotation, molecular function: nucleic acid binding; RNA-DNA hybrid ribonuclease activity. Bases 1 to 2655 code for a protein of 884 amino acids. The transcript has a single exon. The record is from RefSeq and is a predicted model, not a curated record.
AUGGCUCUUCUUGGAUAUAAUCAAAUUCGAUUGGCAGGUGAGAAUGAGGAGCUCACUCCAUUUCGUACUCCUAAGGGUAUUUAUUGUUAUAAAGUAAUGCCCUUUGGUCUCAAAAAUGCUGGAGCCACAUAUCAAAAAGCAAUGCAAAGUAUCUUUGAUGACAUGCUUCAUAAAAAUAUCGAGUGUUAUGUGGAUGAUUUAGUUGUUAAAUCACAGAAAAGAAGUAAUCACUUGGAGGACUUGAGACUAGUAUUUGAUCGGCUGAGAAGGUAUCAACUCAAAAUGAACCCUCUCAAGUGUGCAUUUGGAGUCCCGUCGAAGAAAUUUCUUGAUUUUGUGGUUCGCCAUCGAGGUAUUGAAAUUGAUCAGGCCAAAAUUGAUGCUAUAUUGAGGAUGCCUGAAUCUUGUGACAUUCAUGAAUUGAAAAGUCUUCAAGGACGAUUAGCUUAUCUGCGGAGAUUUAUCUCAAAUUUAGCAGGAAGGUGUCAACCAUUUAGUCGCUUGAUGAAGAAAGAUGUGCCAUUUAAAUGGGUUGAGACAUGUAGUAAUGCAUUCAAUAACAUUAAGUCUUAUCUUAUGAAAACACCUGUGUUGGCUCCACCUAUUCAUGAAAAGCCAUUACUCCUUUAUAUUGCUGCCCAAGAACGGUCGGUGAGGGCAUUGCUCGCUCAAGAAAAUAAUGAAGGAAAAAAGGUUGCCCUUUAUUAUUUAAAUAGAAUGAUGACCCCCAACGAACUAAACUACUCGUCAAUUGAAAAGUUGUGUUUAGCCCUUAUUUUUACAAUAAAGAAGUUAAAGCACUACUUUCAAGCGCAUAGUGUGAGGCUCAUUUUCUGGGCGAAUCCCAUAAAAUAUGUGAUGAGCAGACCAAUGCUGUCCGACCGUCUAGCUAGAUGGUAUCUUCAAUUACAACCAUUUGAAAUUAUUUAUGUGCCUCAAAAAGCUGUGAAAGGACAAGUUCUGGCAGAUUUUCUUUCUGAUCACCCGAUACCUGCUGAAUGGGAACUAAGUGAUGACCUACCAGAUGAGAGUGUACUCCUUAUCGAGAUUCGUCCACCAUGGAAAAUGUAUUUUGAUGGUGCUGCUCAUAGUCAUGGGACUGGAGCGAGGAAUGUAUUCGUGACUCCUGAUAGAGGGAUAUUGCUAUACUCUUUUACUUUAAGUCAACAUUGUUCAAACAAUGUCGCUGAGUAUCAAGCUCUCAUACUCGGAUUUGAAAUAGCUGUUGACAUGGAACAGUUGAACAUUCAAAUCUAUGGUGACUCUCAAUUAGUGGUUAACCAACUCUUGGGAAGUUAUGAAGUCAAAAAGUCCGAGUUAAUUCCGUAUCACAAAUAUGCAACGCGACUAAUGAGGCGGCUUGGAGGUGUAAGUAUUAAGCAAGUUCCUAGAAGGGAAAAUAAGCAAGUUGAUGCAUUAGCUGCGCUAGUCUCUUCACUUACCAUGCUGAAUCAUGAGAUACAAGUUCGUGUAUGCCAAAAGUGGGUAGUUUCAUCACUAAUUGAUGAUAAAGAUAUUGAAGGAGGCGACGCUCAUGUGGUCUCAACCUAUGAAAUUGACAAAGAAGAUUGGAGACAACCCCUCGUUGAUUAUCUCAAGUAUCAAAAACUACCUGAGGAGCAACGUAGGAGAACUGACAUCUGUCGCCGUGCCCCUCGUUUUAUCUUGUAUAAAGAUAUGUUGUACCGAAAAUCAUUUGAAGGUGUACUGUUGCGCUGUCUGAGCGAAGACGAGGCAUAUCGAGCGAUGCACGAGGCACAUUCUGGAAUAUGUGGAGCUCAUCAAUCCGGUCCCAAAUUACAUUUUCGGAUUAAAAGGAUGGGGUACUAUUGGCCUACUAUGGUAAAAAAUUGCAUAGAAUAUGCUCAAAAAUGUCAAGUUUGCCAGUUUCAUGCAAAUUACAUUCAUCAACCACCUGAGCCGUUACACCCGACCGUUGUUUCUUGGCCUUUUGAUGCUUGGGGUCUUGAUGUUGUGGGGCCAUUACCAAAGUCGUCCGGUCAACAUUUAUAUAUAUUAGCUGCGACCGACUACUUUGCUAAAUGGACUGAAGCCAUACCACUCAAGCAAGUUAGAAAGGAAGAUGUGGUGAAUUUUAUUCGGGUGAGUAUUAUUUACCGUUAUGGAGUUCCCCGGUACAUUAUCACUGAUAAUGAAGAAUCCUUCUCAAAUAGCUUGAUGGAUAAGUUGUGUGAAAAAUUUCAUCUCAGGCAACGCAAGUCUUCCAUGUAUAAUGCCCCCGUCAAUGGUAUUGCAGAGGCAUUUAACAAAACUUUAUGUAACUUGUUGAAAAAAGUGAUGGCUAAAUCAAAGAAAGAUUGGCACGAAAGAAUAGGCGAAACUCUUUGGACUUAUCGCACCACAUAUCGAACUCCAACGCAAGCCACACCAUAUGUCUUAGUCUAUGGUGUAGAAGUUGUCCUGCCUCUUGAGCAACAAAUUCCUUCUUUGAGAAUUGCUAUCCAAGAAGGGCUCACGGAAGAAAAAAAUGUUCGCCUGCUCCUUGAAGAAUUGGAAGCUUUAGAUGAAAAGAGAUUGGAAGCCCAACAAAAUCUCGAAUGCUAUCAAACCCGUCUCUCUAGAGCUUUUAAUAAGAAAGUUCGGCGUCGCUCCUUUCAAGUCGGGGCAUGGUACUUGCCGUUCGAAAGUCAAUAG